GAUUGGUCGGAGCUGAUGUUCUCAGGAGGAAGCGCUUUCACAGUGUAGAGUUUAUAUCCGGAACGGGGUUCAGUUCGGAACCGGCUUGCAAAAACAUUUAAAGUUAGGAUUCUGACGCUGCAAGAUCAGAGAGGAGAGGAUGGAACUGUGGCCUUUGCUUUUGUGCGUCGGUCUUUGUGUAGUUCACAUCUACAGUAAACCAAUGGAGAAGAAGGACCGUGUCCAUCACGAUGCUCCACUCAGUGACAAGGAGCAUGAUGAUGAUGAUAGUUUUGACUAUGACCAUGAUGCCUUCCUUGGCCAGGAGGAGGCAAAGACUUUCGACCAGUUAACUCCAGAGGAGAGCAAGGAGAGACUAGGUAUAAUUGUCGAUAAGAUAGAUGAGGAUGAUAAUGGCUAUGUUACUGUCGAUGAGUUGAAGAAAUGGAUCAAACAUGCUCAGAAGCGCUGGAUCUAUGAAGAUGUAGACCGGCAGUGGCAGUCUCAUGACCUCAAUGGAGAUUCAUUUGUUUCCUGGGAAGAGUACAAGAACGCUACAUAUGGCUACAUUCUCGAUGAGUCAGACCCUGAGGAUGGUUUUAACUACAGACAGAUGAUGUCGAGAGAUGAGCGGCGCUUUAAAAGGGCUGAUAAAAAUGCUGACCUGCGGGCAGAUAAAGAGGAGUUCACAGCCUUCCUACACCCUGAAGAGUAUGACUACAUGAAGGAUAUUGUAGUGUUGGAGACAAUGGAGGACAUUGAUAAAAAUGGAGAUGGUUUCAUUGAUUUAGAAGAGUACAUUGGUGAUAUGUACAGUCAGAAUGGUGACCCAACAGAGCCAGAGUGGGUGCGGACAGAGAGAGAGCAGUUCACAGAGUUCAGAGACAAGAAUAAGGAUGGGCGUAUGGAUAAGGAGGAGACGAAGGACUGGAUUCUUCCCUCAGAUUACGACCAUGCAGAAGCAGAGGCCAAACACUUGCUCUACGAAUCUGAUGCAGACAAGGACGGACAGCUCACGAAACAGGAGAUUGUGAAUAAAUAUGACUUAUUUGUUGGGAGCCAAGCAACAGAUUUUGGAGAGGCUCUAGUAAGACAUGAUGAGUUUUAAUCUCCAAAUGAUUGCGUGUGACAAUGUGAAAUGGACACUAAUUUAUUUCACAAUUUUCCUUGUGUAAAAUCCCAAUUGUGUAAACUUCCACAACCAAGAAUUGUCAUUUUUCUACUUUUGUAAAAGAAAAUGAUCAAAUAUUGUUUAGUUAGCUUUUAUGUCAGACAUUUUUAGUGUAUUCAUAGAAGGUAGAUUUUGAAGGUAGACAGCUGAUUUUGUAUCCAGAUGCACUGAACAUUAAGAAUUCAUAUCUCGUUAUGCACAAUAUAAAAUCUAUGGAGUGUUGAGGUUUGUACAAUUUUAGGAAGGAUUAUAAUAAUGUUGUUUACCCUUGUAAUCAAACUUUAUGGCAUGUUUAGUGUCUGAUAUAGGACUUGGAUUGUCGCUGUAGGUUACUGAAAGUCAAAAGUCAAAGUUCAUUUGAAACUACAGUAAGCUGUUGCAAUGGUGCAUAUUAUUAUUUAAACAACACUCCUGAAAUAGUUUUUGUUUGCAACAUAUGGACCAUUUACAACCACUACAUACAUUUUAAGCUAAUUAAAAUUUAAUGCAUUAAGUUUUUGUUAAGAAUGUCAACGUAUUAUAAUGAGGCAGUGCUGCCUUCAUCAAUAAUUCUGGUCUUCACACUUCACUUUAUUUGAAAGUGUUAAGUCUCCUUCUGUCUCUUUUCUUAAGUGCCUUUUCUUCUCUCCUCACCAUUUCAGUCGUUACUGUAUGUGUUUAUAUCACUCUGAUUCAUUUUGCAUACUAUUACAUAAUGAAGUAAAGCUGGCUUCUCUCUACUUUUCAAAACACUGUACAUAUGUUUAAAGUCAUAAUGUAAAUUGUAUUCAGAACAUUGAGUGUAAAUACAGUACAGGCUGUGCAAAUGAGAGUCUUUUCACAAUAAAAUCUGUCCAAAAGAAA
Messenger RNA from Colossoma macropomum (tambaqui), 1993 nucleotides. It is a transcript of the gene calub, whose product is annotated as calumenin b. NCBI's taxonomy places the organism in Eukaryota, Metazoa, Chordata, Actinopteri, Characiformes, Serrasalmidae. Gene Ontology annotation, molecular function: calcium ion binding. The transcript has 7 exons. Bases 140 to 1087 code for a protein of 315 amino acids. The record is from RefSeq and is a predicted model, not a curated record. Gene Ontology annotation, cellular component: endoplasmic reticulum.